AUGGAGCAACCUUCGAGGUAUGUUGCUCAAGAAAAGUCAUCUAAGAUGUGUUUAUUGCGGAAGGUGAUUUACAAACUCAAGUACAAUUAACGCACUUGAUUAAUUGAGUUCAAUGGUCUUCUCACCAUAUUUGGUUUCUCGUCAUGUGAUCCAGAUCUCAUUGCACUCACAAAAAAGAUUAAGGGUGACCUAGUCAUUCUUACAGUAUAUGUCGACGACAUUCUUGUGACUGAAAAUGAUGAAGCCGGCAUUCAUUCUACCAAAGCUUAUAUGCAGCAGCACUUCAACAUCCUUGACUUGGAGACUCCAAGAUAUUUUCUUGGGAUCAAGUUUACGUACUAG
Molecule: messenger RNA, 342 nt
Organism: Spirodela intermedia
Lineage: Eukaryota; Viridiplantae; Streptophyta; Magnoliopsida; Alismatales; Araceae
Source: the annotation of a GenBank genome assembly